UUUUUUUUGAUAUUUUCGAACUUCAUUGAAGCGAGUCGAAUGGAGCUCGAACCUUAACGAGAUCGAACCAACGAACGACUCGUUAACAGCUCUUCGAACUGAAAAUGGUCGGCGAAUAAUAAAAUGGGAGAACGAUCGUGUGUUCUGGCUUAGAAUACACAACAAUGGCCGCAGCAGUCCCGAAGCCCCUAUCUCCGACGGAUUGGGAGACGCUGAUCGACGAUUACAACCUCGGCGGCGGCGCUGCUCUUCAUCGCUGGUCUGGCGGCGGCUCCUUAAUCGACCUGUGCAUCUCCUCCCUGGUCCGCAAAGAUUUCACCCUCCAACUCAAACUCAAUCUCCUAACUUUCCUGGAACAUCACUCGCUUGAGCAAUCUUGCAGCUGGUGGUCAUCCUCUUCUCUCUCCUCCCUCAUCGACGCCCUCCGCUUGGUCAUUCAGUCCCCAAAUGACCCGUUCCCUCUCAAGGACCAGUUCCUCGUGUCGACCACCUCCCUCGUCAUCGCCUUCCUAUUGGAUAAUGACGAAAUCGCAGGCUCUCACUCUUUGAUUCAUGUGGUUGAGCUAUUGUUGACUGUUAUCAACCGUCCCAAUCACGGCCUGGAUCGCCACACGCGAGGCGUCGCGUGCGAGUGCUUGCGUCAGCUGGAGCUCGCUUUCCCUUGUCUGCUCUCCGAAAUUACUCCUCACCUGUGGUCUUUGUGUCAAAGCGAGCGUACCCACGUUUCCCAGUGGUAUGUUCUCUUAUUGUCCACAGCCAUUCACAAUUUGGUCCAGCUCAAGCCUAUUUCAAGCAAUAACAGUAAUGGCGACUUCUCUAUUACCAAUGCUACAAUUCCUCUGCUUCCUUUCAAUACCCCUUUGCAAUCUUUGGUUCUUGGGGAUUUUGUGUGGAAGGAGAGAGAGGUUCACUACAAAGAGCUGAGGAGAGUGGUCUCCUUUUUGUUCGAGUGCCCCCAGUACUUAACUCCCUUUGGAUUGGUGGAGUUUAUGGUUGCUAUACUUCCUGUAGCUCAAGAGCUUGAGCUUCAGUCUUCCUUGCUGAGGGUACAAUUCUCGUGGCUUCCCCACACUUUCCACCCGUUGCUUUGCCAUGUCUUUUUGGGAAUGCAUCUCAAGUUUUUGGAUUCUUUCCGUGGACAAGAAUUUGAGGUUGCUUCUCGAGUAUUGUUACUGUCCAAAGAACCCCAACACCAUUUGGCUUUUAGGUUAUUGGGACUUCACUGGAUGUUGGGUUUCUUCAGUUUGAUAGUGGGUGUGGACGCGGCGAGAAAGAGAAGCAUCCUUGAUAUGAGUUCAAGCUUUUAUCCUAUGAUUUUUGAUCCUCUAGCUAUUAAAGCCUUGAAGCUUGACCUGCUCGCAUACUGCUCUAGUUUAAUCUCUAGAAAUUCUGGAGCUGCCAAUGGUGUAAUGUUGAAUAAUAACGAGGUGUAUGAAGUAAAGCUAUUUGAAGAUGGCCUUGUUUCUGUAUCGGCUUUCAAAUGGCUGCCUCCAUGGAGCACCGAAACUGCAGUGGCAUUUCGUUCCUUCCAUAAGUUUCUGAUUGGUGGUUCACCACACAAUGAUGCUACUUCUUCUCCGGUUGCUUCUCUCAUCGAGUCUAACAUCUUUUACACGUUACAGAAUAUGCUGGUAGACUCAACAUUGGCGUACAGGGGAUUAGUUCCAGUAAUUAUUGCAUGCAUUGAUCGGUUGUUGGGGUGUGAUAAACACCACUGGUUAGGUGAUCAUCUUCUUAAUACCCUUGAUAAGCAUCUGCUUCCAAACCUCAAAAAAGACUACAGCCUAGGUCAUUACUUCCCCUUGUUUGAGAGGAUUUCUGAAAGUGAUAAAGUUUCCCCCAUUCGGCUGAUAAACCUCCUCAUGAGAUUCAUAAUCUUUCUUGUGGAUGAACAUGGCCCUGAUACAGGGUUAAAAUCAUGGCAUUAUGGCAGUAAAACUCUUGGUAUUUGCCGAACAAUGUUGAUUCACCACCAUAGCUCUAGUUUAUUUACUGUGCUAUCUCAUCUUCUUGCAUCUGCUAGUCUGUAUUUUCCUGAUCUGGAGGUCCGAGACAAUGCAAGAUUUUACCUGCGAAUGCUUAUUUGUUUACCAGGGCAGAAGCUCAAAGACAUACUGAACAUGGGGGAAAGUCUGCUUGGAAUAUCCCCAUCUACUCAUUCUGGUGCAUUCUUUAGUUUUCAGUCUCCUCAAGCUUUAUCUGGGCUUAAAAGGACAAGCAGUAUCGCUUCUUAUAUCCAUGUCGAACGUGUGAUGCCUUUAUUGGUAAACCAGUCAUGGUCCCUGUCUCUGCCAAAUUUUAACAUCAAUCCUCACAGACCUGGUUUCUUUGAGGGCAUCAGGGACAGUGAACCAGCUGAUGAGGAAAGGGACUCUGAAGUUAGUACGAGUGGCGGUAUUAUUUCAGCAAGUGAUCAACAGAAAGAGCCUCUACGUGUUAUGGAUGCAAAAGUUUCAGAAAUUGUCAAGGAACUAAGAAGACAUUUUGCAUGUAUUCCUGAUCAUAGACAUAUGCCAGGGAUUAAGAUCAAGAUUUGGUGUAGUCUGAGGUUCGAUUCAGAGGCUGCAAUGGACGUUAGUAAUGUGCUGGACAAACUUCCUGGGCUAUACGCUACAGUCCUCAAAUUCACAUCCUCCGCUCCAUAUGGGCUUAUUAAGCCAUAUCAUAUUCCUUUCCUUCUUGGCUCGCCUUCUAAAAACGUUAAACCCAUGAGCCAAAGUGACUCAUCAUCGUUAGCUAUUGUUCCUGUGAAAAAUGGUCAUGUGGAAGAGGAGAAUUUCAAAGCUCCUCUAUGUAUAGAAUUAGAGCCACGAGAGCCGGUGCCUGGUCUGGUUGACAUUUUCAUUGAAACUAAUGCAGACAAUGGUCAGGUAAUUAAAGGGCAGCUCCAGAAUAUCUGUGUGGGGAUUGAAGAUAUGUUUUUGAGAGUUAUUCCCCCAGAUGAUAUAGCAGAGGGUGAUCUGCCGAGUUAUUAUGUGCACCUAUUCAAUGCAUUAUGGGAGGCCUGCGAGACAUCAUCUACCACAGGUAGAGAAACCUUUGUUUUGAAAGGAGGAAAAGGAGUUGCUGCAAUAAGCGGGACUCGGUCGGUCAAACUUGUCGAAAUUCCUUUGACAUCCUUGGUUCGAGCCGUUGAGCGCCACCUGGCGCCUUUUGUUGUUUGUGUUAUCGGUCAACCACUUGUGGAUAUGGUGAAAGAUGGGGGUGUGAUCAAGGAUGCCGUCUGGAAGGAUUUCAGUUCGAAUUCAUUAACAUGUUCACCGACUACUUCCUCAGCGCCACUUUAUCUCAAGUACUUUGACUACGGAGGGGAUCAAAUCCCAACUAGUCAGAAAAAUAUUGGCUACUUUCAAAUUUUGAUAUUUCUUCCACCAAGAUUUCAUCUUCUUUUCCAAAUGGAGCUUUGUUUUCGGGCUGCUGAUGCUCGUUUUCAUUACGAGCAAAGUGCAAAGUGUCAAUCUCAUAAUGAGAUUAGUGGAAGACAUGCGCUGCUGGUUAAUGGCAGGAUUCUGAUCAGAGAUAUGAAGAAAAAAUGGGUCCUCCGACAGAGUUCCUUGCUCUUUGCUCCCACUGCUUGUCUUCUCAUGGCGGUGACCGGACUGACUCCCUCCUUCCGUAUCAACGCUUCGUCCGAAGCUUACUCGAAGAGCAACAGACUAAGACGCCCACAAAAUGUUGACGGGAACUUCUUCGUUGAUAAUACAUGCAUAGACUGUGACACGUGCCGUUGGAUGGCUCCGGAAAUAUUCAAUCGACGGGAUGGUAUGUCCGCAGUAUUUAAACAGCCUACAUCUGAUAAAGAGCAAACUCAAGCUCUUCAGGCACUUCUUUCAUGUCCAACCAACUCAAUUCAUACAGAACGUCCCCCUCGUGAUAUAUCAGAAGUUCACAACACGUUUCCAAUUGCAAUUGAUGAGCAGAAAGUUCAGGGAGUAUACCACUGUGGUUACCAUUCUGAAAAAUCAUAUGGAGCAACAUCUUAUUUUAUUACACGACCUGAAGGGAAUGUACUAAUAGACAGUCCUAGAUACACAAAGAGAUUAGUCAACAAUAUAAAGAAAAUGGGUGGAGCUUCCUUCAUGUUUCUCACCCACAGGGAUGAUGUUGCAGAUCAUGAUAAGUGGUCAAAAGAGCUGGGUUGUGCUAGGAUUCUUCAUGUAAAUGAGAAAAUUAUUGAAAAUUACGGUAGAAAAGAUAUGGCUUGGAAGCAUGCAGUGUCUCACUCUACAGUUGAUGUGGAGAUCAAGCUAGAGGGAAGUGGGCCAUGGCCCAUUGGCAGUGAUAUCACACUUAUACACACCCCAGGCCAUACAGAAGGAUCAGUCUGCAUGUUUGACAAAACGAGGAAGGUUCUCUUUACAGGGGACCAUCUGAUGAUGGACGAAUUUGGAUUGAGUAUAUUAGAAAACUAUAACUGGUAUUCAGUUUCCGUGCAGUUGAACAGUGUUCUAAAGUUGCUUGAGUUGGAUUUUGAAUGGAUACUGCCAGGCCAUGGAAGGCGAGCUUCUUUUAGGGAUUCUACUGAAAAGAAUGAGGCUUUGAGAGCUCUCUUGGCUGCCAAAGGGCUUCAUGCUUAGACACAUUUCACAUUUUUUUCUCAUCUUUCUUAUGUUCUUUCAAAGUUCUCCCAAUAAGAGGGUCAUGCUGUGACUUGAUGUGCAUAAAAUAAAAUGUGUAAUAGCUACACUACCGGUAAUAUGAUCUCAAUGCUUAUACCCUCAACUUGUUACUCCUCCCUAUAGGAGUUAAACAAAACAAGCUACUCGUGAUUCGUUAGAGCUAGAGCUCAUUUAAAGCUUGAUUCAUUAACAAGACAUCAAACGAGUCAGGCUCCUAAAUGAAUUAAUGAGUCAAGUUCAACUUGACUCUAUAAUUUUAUAUAAUCUUUUGUAGUUUGGUUUAGCAAUGUUCAAAU
Molecule: messenger RNA, 4915 nt
Organism: Striga asiatica
Lineage: Eukaryota; Viridiplantae; Streptophyta; Magnoliopsida; Lamiales; Orobanchaceae
Source: the annotation of a GenBank genome assembly